AUGUUCUCAUGGGUCCAAAAACAUGGCACGUCUGAGCUCAGACGUGAAACCCCACCUCAGGACCCCAAGCAAAGGUGCUGGUUUGUAUUUGAGCCCCUGGGCAUCAUAUUUGCCAUAGCCACGUGGGUGUUGGUGCUGAGCGCUUCGUGGGUCCUGGUCCGGGACGUGCUCAUCCCUUCUAACGACAUGUUCUACGCUGUGGCCAACGGUGUGGCCUUCCAUCUGCUGGCCUCCUUGGCACUCGUGUCACACCUACGGACUAUGCUGACCGACCCAGGCUCCAUUCCCCUGGGAAAUCCACCCGGGCCUGACACAGUGACUUUCUGUUACUUCUGCCUCUCUGCCAUACCGGAGAGGACAUACCAUUGUACAGUGUGCGGACGCUGCAUCCGCAAAAGUGACCACCACUGCCCCUGGGUCAACAACUGCGUGGGUGAGGACAACCAAAAGUACUUCCUGCUCUUUACGCUCUACAUUGCGCUUAUCUCCAUCCAAGUGCUGCUCCUGCUGGCCAUCCCUAUCCUGCGCAGCCAUGCCCAGGGCAAGUGGAAUAUGAGCAGCACCGUGUCCCCACCUAGCCCCAUCCUCUUCCUCUUCCUGGUGGCAUUGAUGGGCUUCCUCUUAGCACUGGUGAUGCUCGGGAGCCAGAUGUUCGCCAUCUACACAGGCAAAACCACAAAUGAGCUACUGUACCUGAACUCGAACUCACAGGGCAGAAAGUCCAAGUGGGCGAACAUGAAGGCCGUUUGUGGCACCCACGUCUCCCUGGCCUGGCUCAGUCCUUUUCAUUCCCCGGAACAUCACAAAGGGAAUGAGUACCAAAUAUGGCCUGAGUCACUCACAAGUGUCCAGAGCGACACAAACCUGAACAAGCCAGCUCCCUGA
This is a messenger RNA of Meriones unguiculatus (Mongolian gerbil), 885 nucleotides long. RefSeq names its product palmitoyltransferase ZDHHC3-like. Gene Ontology annotation, molecular function: protein-cysteine S-palmitoyltransferase activity. Lineage: Eukaryota; Metazoa; Chordata; Mammalia; Rodentia; Muridae. Gene Ontology annotation, biological process: peptidyl-L-cysteine S-palmitoylation; protein targeting to membrane. Bases 1 to 885 code for a protein of 294 amino acids. The record is from RefSeq and is a predicted model, not a curated record. The transcript has a single exon. Gene Ontology annotation, cellular component: Golgi apparatus; endoplasmic reticulum.